AUGAAAACAGUGAAAUUUCCUGGACUGACCAAGCAGAAGGCAUUUGUUCGCCCUUUAGCUGUGUCCGAUCUGGAAAGCUGUCUGGAAGUUGAAAGUGCUUUCCCAGAACAAGAGAGAUGCUCUAAAUACAAGGUAUCAUAUGAGCAGUACCAGAAGAUUUUCGUUCCGAGGUUUGCUGAUAAACACCAGUUCAUCUAUCGCUUGACAGUGUGCCCGGAAAUUUGCCUCGGGUUAUUUGAAGAAAGAUCACAGGGGGAUCAGCUCAUUGGCCACGUUAUCGCAACCCGAGUAUCGGCAAACCGAGUCACGGAUGGAUCAAUGGAAAUGCCCGAGCGAUGGACUGGAAGCAGAGAUACUGUGACGGUGAAUGAUCAGAUUAUUGGAAACGAUGCCAAGGGCCGGUUCCUCGGCGUACACUCCCUUGCUAUUCGGUCGGAAUACCAAGGUAUGGGCUUGGGGAGGGCCUUGAUGAAUGAGUACAUCCUGUAUGCUGGACAGUCUAUCGAGUCAGCACAGAGUAUUGUGAUCAUUGCCCAUGAUCAUUUGAUCAAGUUCUAUGAAAGCUUUGGUUUCAAGAACUUAGGGCCGAGUCCCUGUGCUUUUGGUGGCGGUGGCUGGUAUGAUAUGGAAUUGGGUAUCUAA
Penicillium salamii is the source of this 642-nucleotide messenger RNA. The record is from the annotation of a GenBank genome assembly. Lineage: Eukaryota; Fungi; Ascomycota; Eurotiomycetes; Eurotiales; Aspergillaceae.